AUGUCCUACUUGCAAUCCCUCUUUGGCCUCCAAGGAAAGACUGCCUUGAUCACUGGUGCUACCAGGGGCAUCGGCGCCCGCAUGGCUCUCGCACUCGCCCAGGCAGGCGCAGACGUCAUCCUCAUUCAGCGGGAUACAUCUAAUACCACCACCCGAGACGCUAUCCGAGCCACAGGCGUCAAGGCCGACAUUGUCGUCUGCGACCUCGCCGACUCUGCUGCCGUCUCGAAGCUUAUUCCUCACGUCACCAAAGAGCUUGGUCGUACGCUCGACAUUGUCGUCAACUGCGGUGGUAUUCAGAGAAGACAUCCUGUGGAAAAUUUCCCUGAUGAUGAUUUCAACGAGGUGUUGCAGGUGAACAUGAACACCGUGUUCACCAUCACCCGAGAUGCCGGAAGACACAUGCUCGAGUCUAGGGGAGGGGUGGCUGGAGAACCAGUCCCUGAAGGAGGCGUCGCUGCGAACCCAAGAGGGAUGGGCAAGAUCAUCAACAUCUCCAGUCUGGUAGCGUACCAAGGAGGACUGAAUGUUGUUGCCUACUCUGCGGCCAAGCACGGUGUCGCUGGUAUGGUCAAGUCCUUCUCCAACGGCUGGGCGUCCAAGGGUAUCUCUGUGAAUGCCAUUGCCCCGGGAUACAUCUCCACGGACAUGAACGAAGCUCUUAUCGCCGACCCGGUUCGAUCCCGGCAGAUCCUCGAACGCAUACCCGCUGGACGAUGGGGUACACCUCAAGACUUUGAGGGUGCUAUCGUCUUCCUUGCCAGUAAGGCCAGUGAUUACGUCUCUGGCGAAUGCAUCGUAGUCGAUGGAGGAUGGAUGGGCCGUGAGUCAUUUCCCGGGCUUGAAGACUGA
Molecule: messenger RNA, 852 nt
Organism: Cryptococcus amylolentus CBS 6039
Lineage: Eukaryota; Fungi; Basidiomycota; Tremellomycetes; Tremellales; Cryptococcaceae
Exons: 4
Coding region: 1-852 (283 amino acids)
Molecular function (GO): oxidoreductase activity, acting on the CH-OH group of donors, NAD or NADP as acceptor
Source: RefSeq, a predicted model, not a curated record